Messenger RNA from Perkinsus marinus ATCC 50983, 828 nucleotides. RefSeq lists its product as hypothetical. The transcript has a single exon. Lineage: Eukaryota; Perkinsozoa; Perkinsida; Perkinsidae. The record is from RefSeq and is a predicted model, not a curated record. The coding region runs from base 1 to 828 and encodes 275 amino acids.
AUGCCAGAUUGGGAACUUAUGCUAUGUAUUGCUGCUAAUCGUAUUAACAAUUCUACCCCAAAGGAUGGUGCUCCGUCUCCUUUCGAGUUGGUCUAUGGGUACUCGUCUAAGCUACCGAUUGCUCGCCUCUUGACCGCUGAUGAUAAUGCAGCCGAAGAGUGGGAACGAUUGCGUCCGAAAUUCCUUCCCUCGGAUCCGCUGCACAACGCUCAGGUGAUAGCUGAUUGCCGUCGCCGUAUCAAGAGACGUGAUCAUAUGCUUGGAAUUUUCCGAGAAUUCUGGUUGGAUAGGAGACAACACGCUGCAGUGGAGAGCAGCAAGAAGAGCACUGGUACUCAGCCAUUGGAGGCUGGAGAUAUUGUUCUUAUUACCAAAGACCGGAACCCCAAGUUGGGUCAAUAUGUUCGAGAUGAGAAGUAUAAAAUUAUUGGUGCUAAAGGUAAACAAUGUUAUUCUGUCAAGCCGGUCGAUGGUGGGGCGCCGAUGAUCGUUCACGCAAGAAAUCUGCGCCGAUUCUUUACUUAUGAUGAGGAUGAUCCCCAUGUGGAGGAAGAUCACCCUACCGGAGCCUCAGGUUUCAGCGAUGAAGAGCCAUUAGCUCACGAUGAGGGGAACCCUGACUCCAAGGUUCUUGAUAAUACACCCCAUGAAGGGGGAGAAGAUCAUAUGUCUUAUCCUUUACUUAUUGACGGGACCACAGAAUCCCAGAAUGGUACUGCUACUACAACUCCGAGAAGAUCUAAGAGGGAUCAUGAGCGGCAUUUUUUAGAGGCUAUCCAGGGGAGUACCUCACGUUAUGGCCGCUCACGAAGGGGGAGAAAGCUGUAA